This is a messenger RNA of Erythranthe guttata (spotted monkey flower), 2070 nucleotides long. RefSeq names its product F-box/LRR-repeat protein At4g14103. Gene Ontology annotation, molecular function: protein binding. The record is from RefSeq and is a predicted model, not a curated record. Lineage: Eukaryota; Viridiplantae; Streptophyta; Magnoliopsida; Lamiales; Phrymaceae.
UGAUACGAAAUGGGCUAGCUUGGUUUUAGUUAAUCGGGCCUUGGAUCAUAAAAUCAUAUUAUGUUAAUUAUAAAAUAUAAUUUAUUUUGUGAAAAAUUGGAUAAAUAUUCGGAACUGAAUCAUCAGAAUUUCCAGGAAUUAUAUAUACAAUUCCGAUUCGGUUCCAAACAAGGUCGGAGAAAUCGGGAUUCAGAACUUCAAAAAUCAGAAUGAAAAAAAUGGUUCCAAAUUCAUUUUUUUCUGGAUCGAAAUCGUCCGAAUUUUUGGGGGAAAGAAACGUAGUUGCUUAAUCAGCGCCACCCUUCAGUUUCAAACCUAAAAGAUUCUCAUUUUCCAUCAAGGUUCUUCUCCGAAAUGGAGAUAACAAAUCAGUACACCAGACGGCGCCGGAAUCUCUCGCCGGACAGGCUUACCGAUUUGCCGGACGCAGUCCUGUGUCACAUUCUCUCUUUUCUCCCGACCAAAUUCUCCGUCAGAACCAGCAUUCUAGGUCAAAGAUGGAGGUAUCUCUGGUCUUUUCUCCCCAAUUUAGUUUUUGACUGCAAAGAACAACACACCGCCAUAGAUAGGGUUUUACUGCUACACAAACUGCAAAAAAUUGAUACUUUUCGCUUAGCUGAUGGAAUUGAAUGCUGCGGCAAUCAAAUUGAGGCAUGGGUUACCUUUGCAGUUGACCGCAAUGUGCAAAGUCUCGAUUUUUAUUGCCGUCCGUAUGACACUGCUCUGCUUCGUCGCAUCUUCACCUGCAAAACCCUAGUCGAUUUGAGGCUCGAUUCCUGCGGUGUCGUCCCUAAUAUAGGCGGUGGUGUCGUGUGUUUGCCUCGCCUUAAGAAGCUUUGUCUAAUCAAUGUCCAUUACGAGGGCGACGAAUCCCUCCCGCACCUUCUCUCCGGCUGCCCGGUGCUCGAGGAGUUGGAAAUCUAUUUAUUCAUCCAUUCUUGUCAUUGUAAAAUAUCUUCACCCACAAUCAAAAGGCUCGUGAUCAAUCUUCGUUUUGAUGGUAAGGCAUUUAAGUACCUAGAGAACAAAAAUAACAGGGUGGAGAUAAAUACCCCUGCCCUUGUUUAUCUCCGGUUGGUUGAUUGCGCGGUCCAAUAUCUCAAAUGUGGGGCGCUAACCGUCUUAACUGAAGCGAAUAUCGAUAUUCGCAAUAAUCGCCACCCGGAAGACUAUGUUCUUUACUCUCGAUCUGUGGUGGAGUUUAUUGAUAAGCUCCACAACGUCAGCUGUCUAAAAUUGAAUUUAUCACGUUGUGUGAUUACUGACACGGUAUUCUCUACCUGGAAGAUUAAAAGUUUUCGUAACUUAACCAAACUCGAAUUGAUUGCAAAUUCGUGUUUUCUCCCGAAGAUUCUUGCAAACGCCGAUCAUCUUGAAAUCCUUAUUCUUUAUGAGGCUGUCGAAAUAAUAAAAGGCUGGACGGAACCCCAACAAGUGCCAACAUGCCUAUUAUCACAUCUUAGAACUGUAACGCUUGUCCACUUCGAAGGUCGGCACAUGUUUAAGAUUAUGAGAUACCUUUUGAGGAAUGCUAAAGUCUUGGAGAUGAUGGAGAUAGUAUAUCCGAAAAUCUUUGAUUCCAAGGACAAGAUUUAUACGCACGACGAAAUCUCGCGGUUUGAACGAGGAUCCAAGGCAUGUAAACUUGCUUUUAUUUCUAAAUGGUAAGGGGCUCUGCAAAAUCAUGAGUUGUUAAAGUCUACUGAUGUUUAUAUUAAGUAAACUCUGUUACGAUAGCAAGGCUGAUGAGUCUCUCUUCGUUGAGUCGAGGAGUUGGUAAGCUGAGAAUUAAUGGAUCUCAAUCUUGUUUCUUUUACCAUCUCUGAGAUAUGUUUACUUGUAUUUGUUGAUCUUCGUGCAAUUAAUGGCUCUGUCGUGAAGGUACUGAAUGAGCUUGGUACGAUUGUGGCUAAUCUUCUCGUGAAAAUUGCAAUUAGCUUGAUUUUUUUGUUGCGUCUUGCCAAUAGUAUGUGUACUACAGUCUAUUGUAGGUUGUAACUGCUUCAGACGAACAAAAAUGUAUUGAACCUCGUAUAUUAUGGCUGCCUUAUGAAUGUUUUUGUGAAGGGA